Messenger RNA from Charadrius vociferus (killdeer), 723 nucleotides. RefSeq names its product tetraspanin 8 (gene TSPAN8). The coding region runs from base 1 to 723 and encodes 240 amino acids. Gene Ontology annotation, cellular component: membrane. NCBI's taxonomy places the organism in Eukaryota, Metazoa, Chordata, Aves, Charadriiformes, Charadriidae. The record is from RefSeq and is a predicted model, not a curated record. The transcript has 8 exons.
AUGGCGGGGGUAAGCGGCUGCAUGAAGUAUUCCAUGUUCAUCUUCAACUUCUUAUUUUGGGUGUGUGGUUCCAUUAUUUUGGGAGUCUCUAUAUGGAUACGUGUUAGCAAAGAUGCUCAGCAGGAGCUGGAGAUAGACAGCAGCCUGUUUGCAGGGGUUGAUCUGCUGAUAGCCGUGGGCUCCAUCAUUAUGGUCCUUGGGUUUCUGGGCUGCUGUGGUGCCAUAAAGGAGAGCCGGUGCAUGCUGCUGUUGUUUUUUAUUGGACUGCUUCUGAUCCUGAUCCUUCAGGUCACAGGAGGUAUUUUAGGAGCAGUGUACAGAUCUCAGAUUGAAACAUCCCUUAACAAGACGCUCCUGGAGAAUGUGAAUUCAUUGCAAAACACUACAGAAGAAGCUAAAGUGUUUCAAGAGAAGUUCCAGAAGUUUGAGAGAAUGCACCAGUGCUGCGGUUUGCUGAAUGGACCUUCAGACUGGGGAAAAAAUUUUAAUACUGAUUUUGGUGGCCAUAAAGCCUGUGAGUGUGAACCAAAGGACCAACAAUCAAACCUCUGCAUGACUUUUGGAGGCAGACCUGUUUAUAAAACGCCUUGCAAAGAAGUGAUUAUGGAAUUCCUUAAAGACCAUCUGCUCAUAAUUAUGGGGAUUGCCUUCGGACUGGCCGUUAUUGAGAUUCUUGGUUUGGGGUUUUCUAUGAGCCUCUACUGCCAGAUCCAGAGAAAAUGA